AUGCCAAAUGACGCAAAGCCUUAUUUUAUAAAACGGCAGCUCAAGUAUCCCAGACAGCCACAAGAAAGGACAGCGCCGGCGCCACCGACGCAUUUGGGCUACCCAGUAGCGCCAAUGCUACCGAACGCGUUUUCACCCAACCAGGUUCCGCCAUCUCACUUGGACGCCUUCUACAACCCAGGGUCGACAAAGCACCCCCUGCCCUCAGCACCCCCGCCCUAUUCGGAGGUUGAGAAACAGCCCAUGUGA
Molecule: messenger RNA, 249 nt
Organism: Mesocestoides corti
Lineage: Eukaryota; Metazoa; Platyhelminthes; Cestoda; Cyclophyllidea; Mesocestoididae
Source: the annotation of a GenBank genome assembly